Messenger RNA from Rasamsonia emersonii CBS 393.64, 747 nucleotides. RefSeq lists its product as uncharacterized. The record is from RefSeq and is a predicted model, not a curated record. NCBI's taxonomy places the organism in Eukaryota, Fungi, Ascomycota, Eurotiomycetes, Eurotiales, Trichocomaceae. The transcript is spliced from 4 exons. Gene Ontology annotation, cellular component: chromatin; nucleus. Bases 1 to 747 code for a protein of 248 amino acids. Gene Ontology annotation, biological process: regulation of DNA-templated transcription. Gene Ontology annotation, molecular function: DNA binding.
AUGGCACUUGGGUCGAUACUGAACGAUUCCAGAACUGGUUCUGGCGUCACUGAACUGACUGUUUUGUCAAGGGGAUGUGUGACUCCCAGGAUCAUUGCAAACAUUAAUGAGACUCUGGGCGAAGACAAGGAUUACAGCCUCCUGGAUGGCUUCGAUGAGCUGCCUGAGGAAGAAAAGGCCAAAGUCCGCAGGGCUCUGGAGCAAGGCCAUGUUGAUGAUACUGAUUGGCGCGGUGACAUCGAACUGAAUCGCCCUGGCAAGACUGGGUUCCGUCUGAAGGGUUCGAAGAAGGAGGCCACGGAGGACGCAGCGGAUGAAGCAGAGGAGGAAAAGACAAAGGCCAAGAAGCGCAGCCGCGGCGAAGACGACGGCGAGGAGUCUGAGGACGUCCCCGCCAAGAAGGCCAAAAAGGAGAAGGCUGCUGCAGCUAAGGACGACACUUCUUCUGAGGCGAAGCCUGCCAAGCGCGGCCGACCUCGCAAGAAUCCUGAAGCAGCUGUGGCCAAAGCCGAGAAGGAGACGGAAGAUGCGCCCAAGAAGGCCGGCAGGGGUAGAAAGAAGAAGGUCGUCGAAGGCGAGAACGGCGACGCCACUGCUGAGGCUAAUGGAGCUGACGAUGCGGAGUCCAAGCCUGCCAAACGGGGUCGCAAGCCUGCUGCCAGCAAAGAGCAGGGUGAAACUGAGGCCGCUCCAGAGAAGCGCAAGCGUGGUCGUCCGAAGAAGCAGACUACUACUUCGGAUGAAUAG